Closterium sp. Yama58-4 is the source of this 3318-nucleotide messenger RNA. The record is from the annotation of a GenBank genome assembly. Lineage: Eukaryota; Viridiplantae; Streptophyta; Zygnematophyceae; Desmidiales; Closteriaceae.
AUGGCGCUCGCGCCACCGCCGCCCGCCAACAGCACGUGCGGGGGCGGCGAUGGGGGCGGGGCGGGCGGGGCGGGCGCGGCGUGGGGGCUGCAGUACCUGUGGAACGUGAGCGCGCCGGCCGGCGUGUGCUGCGUGGCGCUCUUCGCCGCCGUCAAGCUGCGCGCCGAUCACCGCCUGCCGUCCGCGCGCCACGCGUGGCGGAAACUGCGCGCAGUGUGGCACGUGACGGACGCGCAGAUCGUCACGCUGUGCGGCGCGGACGCCGCCGACUACCUCAUCCUGCUCCGCUGCACGUGCGCGCUCAUCGCGGCGCUGCUGGUGCCGGCGAUGGCGCUUCUGCUCCCCGCCAACCUGCGCGGAGCGGACUCCGCGGUGUGCGACUAUCUGGCGGCCGCCACCAUCGCGCACGUCGCGCCCGCCGCGCCCGCGCUCUGGAUGCACGCGCUCUUCGCGCUGCUGCUGCCCCCCGCCGUGCACCUUGCCAUCCGCGCCUUCCGCCGCCAGCGCGUGCGCGCCAGGGCGGUGGCGCAGGGCAGGGACGGGGACGCAGGGAGCGCAGGGGGUGCGGGGUGGGGGUGGGGUUGGGGGACAAGCGGGGGGCAGAGCAGCAGAGAUGGGGAGAGUCCGCGGGAAGGGUAUGCUGUCCUGCACUGUGUUGCCCGCCAUGGCACUGCUGCUGCUGCUGGCGCCAAUGGCACUGAUGGUGAUGGGGGUGCUGAUGGUGCUGAUGAUGGUGUUGAUGGCGAUGAUGACGUGGACAUGAUAGCGCAUGACGUGGCAGAGUACACGAUUCUCAUUCGCGGAGUGCCUAGAGGCCUGUCAGCCUGCCCUCAGCUACUGUUGGAGUAUUGGGACCGCCUGUACCCGGGGAGGGUGGCGAGGGUGCUGCAGCCGCCAGACGUGGCGGCAGCGCUGGCAGCCAGGCGGCGCGUGGCGGCCCUCACAGCGCGCCUCGCCCAGGCGCAUGCCAGGGCUGCGCUGCAGGGCACCGUGGGCGCGGAGACAGGUGCGGGCGCGGGGGGCCGAGCACACAUGCGAGGUGAUGAUGAUGCUGCUGCUGGCGGUGCUGAUGUGGCGUCUGCGUCUGUGCACGAGCCGCUCAUCGCUUGGAGUGGCCGGCAGGGCCCAGCUGGCAUGCAGGGGAUGGGAGGAGGGGAGAUGGAGGAAGGGGAAGAGGAGGAGGGAGGGAGGAGGGGGCAAGGCAGUGGCACAAGUGGGCCAGUGGCGUCUUCUCUCCUCGCCUGCCUCCGUCUCUUCCUGCCACCCCAAGCAGCCCGCUCUGCCAUGCGCUGCCUCUGCAGCCUCCCGCUCGCCGCCCUGCACUCGCUCUCGCUUUCCCUCUCGCACCUCCUUGCCCCCCUGCGUGCUCUCCUCCCCCCCACGUCCCCCGCCUGGCUGUGGGGCAUGGGGGUGCGCGACUGGGGGGGGGAGGCGCGGAGGCUGGAGGAGCAGGUGCGCCAGGCGGAGCGGGAGGCGCAGCUGCUGCGGAGGGGCAGGGGGGGCGGGGCGGGGGUGGCGCUGGUGGUCUUUCGCGAUGCCUACACAGCGACCCGGGCUUUAAGAGACGCCCUGUGGGCCUCCCCCAGGUGGCGCCUCGCCCCCCUCGCCACUGCCUCCUGGCGCGUCGAGCGUGCGCCGCCCGCCGCCAGCAUCAUCUGGUGCAACGUGGGUGGCAGCCGGGCGGCGAGACGUGUCCGCACGUGGGUGGUGAAUGUGGUCGUGGUGGUUGCGCUGUGUGCGUGGUCGUGCCCGCUCGCCUUGCUCUCGGCUGUCUCCUCCGCCGCCCACACUGCUGAUACUGCUGCCCUCUCCCACCUCAACGCCUGGCUCAUUUGGGCGCGCAACAACAGCGGCACGGCAGCAGUGGCGCUGCAGUUCCUCCCCAACGUGCUGUCGUUCACCGCCAUGUACGGUGUCAUGCCAGCAGCGCUGCACCGCCUCGUGCUGUUUGAGGGCCACAUCACCACGUCGCGCCAGCAGGCGGCGCUGCUGCUGAAGCUCACGGCGCUGUACCUCUUCAACCUCUACGUGCUCAAGGCGCUGCUGGAGGCGUUGCUGCAGGCGGCACUACUACAUGCGGAGCGCUGCUCGCUGCUGUCCCCGCACUGCCCCUCCGUGCUGCACUGGCUCAACGCCUCGCUCAUCCCGGCCUCAUCGCUCUCAGCGCUCUGCUUCCUCCUCACCUCCGCGCUGCUGGGCGUCUCCUUUGACCUCCUGGCGCCCCUCGCUUGGCUUGCCCCCCGCCUGCAUCGCCUGCGCCUCUCCCUGCGCCGCCUCUCACUGCACCGCAUGUGCCUAUCCUCUCAACGCUGCUGCCACCGCCUCUCACAGCGAUGGCGCGCCAUCGCAAGGGCCGGCAGUGCCAUGAGCGGGGCAGCGGCAGGCGGAGAGGGUGUGGGGGUGGGGAAUGUGGGCAGUGGAUUCGGGGUGGUGGACGGCUGGGUGGGAGCACUGGUGGCCAGGAGGGCGCAUGUGGGAGGAGUUGGAGCGGUGCAGGGCGGUGCUUAUGUGCCUCUGCCAGGGGAUGCUGUUGAGGGUCGUUGUGGGAAUGGUGAUGCUGAGACACGUGGCAGACAGCCAUUGGAUGACAUGGCUCAAGGUGAGCCCACACCAGCAGCAGCGCAACCAGGUGGCAGCACAGUAGCGCAGCAGCCGUCAGCAUGCGCAUACCCCACACCAGACGCACCAGCAGCAGGGGGGGCAGAAGCACUAGAGCAUUCCAGGAAGCGGCGGGGCGAGUUGCAGUUUGACUACGCGCAGUACUACGCGUACAACACCACGGCGCUGUGCCUGAUGCUCUUCCACGCGCCCCUCGCCCCCCUGGUGCUGCCGGCGGGGCUGCUCUUCUUCUCCUACCGCCUCAUCGUCGACAAGUACAAUUUCCUCUUCCUCUACCGCCCCCGCCCUCACCACCACUCCCACCACCACCACCCAGCACCGCACUCAACCGCAUCGCUGUCGUCCCAGCCAGUUUCUCUGGUGCCCCCCUCAGGCCCACAGAUGGUAUCAGAUGGGCGGCUGGUGAGGGCAGCAGUGGGGGUGCUGCGCAUGAGUGUGUGCGCCACCCUUGCUGCUCUUGCUGCACUCCUUGCCUUCAAAGGAGACCUCGAUAGGCUGCAGGCCGUGCUGUUGGGGUCGGUAUCGGUUGUCCUUUCUGUCAUGUAUGGCGUAGAGUCUCUAGUGAGAGUGCCAGGGAAGGCACGAGUGGUGGGCGGUGCGCAUAGGCAUGGUGGUAACCAUGUGUUGCCAGAGAGACUGGUGAAUAGGCCAACUGCUUAUGAGGUGUGCUGGCAGCAAGUAUUGAACGAAGAGCUGUGA